CUGCUGUUUGAAAUUGCACAUGACUCUAUGACAACUGGCUGCAGCCACUACCAUAGAAUUUGUGCAGUUUCAAGCCUUAGCCAAGUAACUCAUACACAGCCUUGGCUACCAGUUUCUAGAUAGAAGACUCCUUGAGGUAUUCCCAGAUCAGUGCAAUAUCUGUGAGAGCAGUCCAUACAUAGGAACCAAUGCUACCAACAAUUGUGACACAACACAAUCGUGCGUUACACAGUGAAGAGAACGGCCUGCACUGAAAGCUUGUCAACUGAAAUUGUGUUCAAAGGGUCUCAUAAAAAAAGUGUAUCACAAUGUUUGACGACUUGUGGGCUUACAUGUAUUUGCCCCUCAUGUACAAGUACUGGUACUGCAUGCCAAUAUUUCUUGGGCUGGUCAGUGCACUGUACAUGUACAUUCAAAGAAGGUGGCAAUCCCACAUCAGCCAACCAACUGACAGGGCUAGAGUGGGCAAUAGUGCUUCCCCUGGGAAAGCCCCAAGGAAGGACAGAGUCCAAGCACUACCCCUCAGUGUCAACUACCACUUCACCAGGCAGUGCAACUACUCCUGUGGGUUCUGCUUCCACACAGCCAAGACAUCCUUUGUCUUGCCGAUUGAGGAUGCCAAAACAGGAAUCCGUAUGCUGAAAGAUGCAGGUAUGCAGAAGAUCAAUUUCUCUGGCGGCGAGCCGUUCAUUGUGCAGCGAGGAAAGUUUGUGGGGGAACUUGUGCGAUUCUGCAAAGUUGAUCUGCAGCUUCCAAGUGUCACCAUCGUCAGUAACGGCAGCCUGAUAGAUGAGAAAUGGUUUAAAAACUACGGUGAGCAUCUUGACAUCUUGGCUAUUUCCUGUGAUAGCUUUAAUCCAGAGGUCAAUGAAAGAAUUGGACGACAACAAGGCCAGAAGAAUCACCUUGACAGUUUGCAGCGCGUGCGAGAUUUGUGCUCAACGUACAAAGUUGCAUUCAAGAUCAACAGUGUCAUAAAUACACACAACAAAGAUGAAGAUAUGGUAGACUAUAUCACUAAUCUUAACCCAGUCAGAUGGAAGGUUUUCCAGUGUCUUUUGAUCGGAGGAGAGAACUGUGGCGAAGAUGCCCUUCGUCAUGCUGAGUCCUAUGUCAUAAGUGAAGAAGACUUCCAGGCAUUUCUAGACAGACACAAGGAUGUCAAAUGUUUGGUGCCAGAAUCAAAUGACAAGAUGCAGAACUCUUACCUCAUUCUCGAUGAAUACAUGCGGUUUUUGGAUUGCACUAAAGGAAGCAAAGACCCUUCCAAGUCCAUUCUGGACGUUGGUGUGACUGAGGCACUCAAGUUCAGUGGUUUUGAUGAGCAGAUGUUCUUGAAGAGAGGAGGCAAGUACAAAUGGAGUAAAGCAGACAUGAAGCUGGACUGGUAAUCUGAUGACUUACAUGUACAUGUACAAAACACUUCUCUAUGUACAUGUACCAGUACAUGCCCCAGUCUUCAGUGUGAAACCUGAACUCCUCACAGUACAGUAAAGCACUAAUGUCCUCCGACUGAAUUUGCUUCCAAAGCCUGUUGGGCUGCCUACACUGUAUAUCUUUUACUCAGAUAUUAACUCCCGUGGUAACACAUCAAGUUUAGAAUAACUCAAAACAACAGAACUUAAUCAUGGGGCAGCCAUUUCGUUUUUCUACCAUUGGAAGAAGUGUUACCGAACUGAGGAUGGAAGAAAAUGGUCUGUUUGCAUUUAUCAACACGUAAAGUUGUAUUACUUUGGCAUUUAGUAUACAGGAGCUAGACAAAAAUGGUGGCAUCAUGAUAAAGGUUUACAGAGAUUUAUAAAUGCUUGCAACUGACACCAAUGUUCUACACAGUACCAGUACAUGUUUGUAUUAACAUGUAUAAACACAAAGUAUCAACAUUUAUAUAUUUUAGCAGAAAGUUGUUAAUUACAAUUUGUUCUUGUCUAAGCUUGUACCGGUACCUUGUGAUCGUGUUUCUACAUGUGUAUGUAUCACCUACAUGUACGGAUUUGUUUACCAUAAGGUUAAGUGUGGUUACCCGUGGUUACCUAGAUCGAGCUUCCCAGUUACUUACAUGUACUCCUCAAUACGCUUAUGUAACUUGUUCACAAAGUGACCUUGUCAAUUUGCAUUAAUUGUAAGCUCUUUUGGAUCCAGACCAGCAUUUUUAUUCAAAAAGUAACACCACCUCAAAAUUAUUUUCUUUUAGACCAGUUUGCUGAUAACUUUAAGGCAGUGAGUAGCAAAAACACAUUUUCUUGCUUUCACCAAAACGCUCGGAGCCUACGUAAGAAUUUUGAUAAUAUGAUUGACUAUAUAAACAUUCUUCAAUACCAAUUUCAUGUCACUGGUUUCAGCAAAACAUGGCUAGACGACAAGAGCCCAGAUUUCUGCAUUAAAAAUUACUCAUGUGUGAAGAAAAAUAGGUAGAUAAAACUGGUGGUGGUGUUGCCUUAUAUGUGCAUAAUUCUCUUAACUUUUUUGUACGCAAUGAUCUCAAACUAAGUAACUAUGCCUGUGAUUCUCUUUUCAUUGAAAUUCCCCAUUCUCAGGGUAAAAGUAUUACAGUUGGCAUAAUCUACACACUGAAAUAAUGUAAUGUACAUAGUGGUAUGGUACAACAGUCAUCCCCAAUGGCUUAGUCAGUGUUCAAGUACAUGCUUAAUGUUCACUCAACCACUGUGCCUGUACAUGUACCACAUUUACAUUUAGCAGUGGCACACAUAGUGUACAUGUACAUGCACAGUGGCUUAUACAGUGUACAUGUACAUGUGUACAUGUACCAGGUAAUGUACCAUGAGUGAUAGCCCCUUAGUGACCCUUCAUUGUGACAAUAUACCGGUAGUGGUGCAUGUAAAAUGCAAUGACUUUCAUGUACUACGCCUACCAGUACAUCUACUUUGAAAGUAAUUUCCUGAGAAAAAUGUCCAGCCCUCUAAAUUUACUUCUUCAGGUGAAAACAAGAAAACUAUCAUCUUUCCAUUUUCAAACCAUGAUUGGAAAUCAUUGUAUACAUUUUUAUGUGCAGUGAAAAAAAGACUACUGAUAUGAAUAUAUUCUCGUUCACUCAAAUUGGUAACUUAAGGCUCAUUUCACCUUGAAGUCACACCUUGUUUCUACCGAGAGGAAGGGAUAUCACAUGUAUGCUUGAAAUAGUGUACCUCCAUGGUACCUCUGAUCAAGUAAAAAGGUUUUUUUCAGCCAUUUUGAAAGAAAUCAGCACUCCUAAACAAGUGCAAACAGUCUUUAUUAAACCUUUUCCGAUGCAAGUCAUUAAUACUUUUUAACAUAUCUUGUCCUUCCACAGUAGUGUGCACGUUACCAUUGUACAUGCACAAUAUCCGGCAAAUCACCGAAAGAUUGCCAAAUCGCUACCUGUACCUCUUACCCACUUGUAGCCCACACACUGACAGUCCAAUCUCUGGCACAUUGUGGUGGUCAGUGUGACUGCAUUGGAAAACUAACUUUUGCAAUUUUAGAUGGGGGCAGACAUCUUUAAGUAAACCCAAUGUAACAAACUAUGGAAAUGAUAACACACCCUAAGAAUCAAUAAAAGAGGAAAAAUCGUGUCUAAA
Molecule: messenger RNA, 3557 nt
Organism: Acanthaster planci (crown-of-thorns starfish)
Lineage: Eukaryota; Metazoa; Echinodermata; Asteroidea; Valvatida; Acanthasteridae
Product: S-adenosylmethionine-dependent nucleotide dehydratase RSAD2-like
Biological process (GO): defense response to virus
Cellular component (GO): endoplasmic reticulum membrane; lipid droplet
Molecular function (GO): catalytic activity; 4 iron, 4 sulfur cluster binding
Source: RefSeq, a predicted model, not a curated record